Messenger RNA from Betta splendens (Siamese fighting fish), 2514 nucleotides. Its product is annotated as oocyte zinc finger protein XlCOF20-like. Gene Ontology annotation, molecular function: DNA-binding transcription factor activity, RNA polymerase II-specific; RNA polymerase II cis-regulatory region sequence-specific DNA binding. Gene Ontology annotation, biological process: regulation of transcription by RNA polymerase II. The coding region runs from base 88 to 1113 and encodes 341 amino acids. The transcript has 2 exons. The record is from RefSeq and is a predicted model, not a curated record. NCBI's taxonomy places the organism in Eukaryota, Metazoa, Chordata, Actinopteri, Anabantiformes, Osphronemidae.
CAUCGCUCACCGCCGGACCCUCGAACUGUAACACCGAGGUGAGUGUAGCGGGUAAGUCCAAAUAAAGUCACCACUAACGGAGCGACGAUGUCCUCGGUUCAGCAUCUGAAAGAGUUCAUCUCCCAGCGACUGACCGCUGCUGCUGUGGAAAUAUUCGGAGCCUUUGAACAAACCAUCGUCGAGUACGAAGAAGAGCUCGACCGUCAGCGCAGACUGUUGGACGCUGUGUUGAAACCUGAGAUCAAACUACACAGGAUAGAGAUUCCAGUGAUUCCAGAUGUGUGUGAGGAAGAGGAGGAGGUUCCCACUCACCUGCAGAUGUCUCAUCACGUGAAGAAAAUUAGUCAGGAUAAAGAUGAUCCAAAUCUUAUACAACUAAAAGAGGAACUUGAGGAACCACACACCAGUGAGGAAGGAGAGACGCUUGUUCUGAAGCAGGAGACCGAUAAUGUGAUGAGUUCAGCAUACGAGGACAAUGCAGCAGUAGCAAAUGCUGACAAUCAACUCCUCUCUCACAGCUCUCUUGUCACCCUCCUUGUAGACAACUCUGCUAUAGUAGAGAGUCCCACAGAUAAAAAGACUUUUAUAUGUACUACUAAUAGAGCCUUUAAAGGUAAAGGUGCAUUACAGACCCAUGUGAAAACCCACACAAAGCAACAUCUGAUAUGUAACACAUGUGGAAAGGUAUUUCUUCGUUCAUCAGUGUUAAAAACGCAUGAGAGGAUCCACACAGGUGAGAAACCAUUCCUCUGCAAAACCUGCGGGAAACGAUAUAAACAAAAACCCCAUUUGGAAGCUCAUAUAAGGAUUCACACAGGUGAGAAGCCAUUCCCAUGUAAAAUCUGCGGGAAACGGUUUAGGCAACAGUCACAACUGGGAGUUCAUCUAAGGAGCCACACAGGUGAGAAGCCAUAUGCAUGCAAAAGAUGUGGGAAACGAUUUAGAAUAAAAUCAAGUCUAGGAAGUCACCUAAGGAUCCACACAGGUGAGAAGCCAUUCCUCUGCAAAACCUGCGGGAAACGAUUUAGCCAAAAACACCACCUGAAAGGUCAUCUAAGGAUUCACACAGAUGAAAACCCUGUGAGAAAUGAUUUGGAUGAAAGUCAAAUCUAGGAGUUCAUCUGAUGACUCACACAGGUUAGAAAAUAUAUGUAUGUGGUGGAAAGGUGUGGAAAACACAACAUCAGUUUUGGACUCCACUCGAGAAAAGUUCACACAGGCGACAUGCUGUACUGCUGUAACGUCUGCGGCAAAGGCUUCAGUGAAUCCAGGACUUUGAAACAACACAUAAUGCUGCACACAGGUGAAAGCCCUUUUUCUGUGAAGCAUGUGGAUAAAGUCUUACAGGUGGUAAAGCCUUGUUGAACCACAUGAGGUCUCACACAGUUCUGUGUGGAACUGUGUUUAUGUUUAUUGUUGAAACUACAAAACCUAAUGAAAACAGCUCUUGGCAGCAUUUCUACAGCAUCUUCUGCUCAUGGAUGCUUUACAUGGCUUACGUACGUAGUAAGUAGUGAUGUACAGAAUGUUCAGGAAGUUGUUCCUGAGAAGUUUAUAUUUAUCGUUGUAGCAUCCACAAUGCAUAUUGGGACGGAGUUAACCUGGGAACCCUAGAACUGUCACAUAUAUCACCUGUGAAACUCCUUUCUGGGGUUUCCAAGCCAGCACCAAGAGAUAGCAGUCUUAAAGCUGAUAAGUGAACUAAUUAAGAAUGGAAAGACCUUUAUUCAAACCCAAAGUUCUGGUUCAGAUGCAUCAAGCCUUCAAUGGUCAUGAAACCAAGUUUGUCGGUCAUGUUUUCAGUAGACAAUAUACUGUGAUUUGAUGCAAGAUUGGUUUGUGUACAAGGUUUAUUCACCAACUCACAUAACAGUAAAAGUAGAAAAGACCUGAGACACUGCACACAUCGCCUCUGACCCUUAUUGUACAGAAUGUCCGUGUUGUUAGACCAGCCCGGUUUAUUGUACUUGGUCACUCUUUUAUGUGGAACACCAGUUGUUAGCCACCGCCAAGCGACAGAGCAAUCUGUGGAUAAAGCGCCUAAUGCUACCUACCUACCUGUUAGGGGUAAUGUAAACCAUGCGCUUCAUCCGCAGAUUAUUCUGUCGCUGAACGCGCGCGCUAACAGGUAAGUAACGUCAACUGGUGUUCCAUAUGAAAGAGGCAGCAUGUUAACUGGCGACCGACUUCCGGUGAGUUUUACCUGAGUGACAUCCUGUUAGCUGUCCCCGUCAAUGCCUUGGUUUACGUUGCCUAUCUUGCAGCGCAUGCGCUCUCCGCGACAGAGUCAUCUAUGGACGGAGCGUAGCGUUUAACUUGUGUUUUGUGUCGUGUUUUUUUGUGAACGAUCAGGAGCGUCUUUUCCUUUACCGAUUUAGCUGGUAAUUGCCGGCAGGCGCUAUCAGCGCCUAAGUAAGCUGUGGGUGAAGCAGAGUCAGAGCGGUGCAGGUCUCAGCUGACGGUUGAAAGUGAAUGCUGUGAACUAAAUAAAUGAUAGCGAUUUCGCAGACCAAG